Lindgomyces ingoldianus is the source of this 444-nucleotide messenger RNA. RefSeq lists its product as uncharacterized. Bases 1 to 444 code for a protein of 147 amino acids. The record is from RefSeq and is a predicted model, not a curated record. Lineage: Eukaryota; Fungi; Ascomycota; Dothideomycetes; Pleosporales; Lindgomycetaceae. The transcript is spliced from 6 exons.
AUGAAUCGUUCCAUCUCGAGUCGCCCGGAACCUCCGGAAGGCCCUCGUAUCGGCCCCGACCUCGACCUGGCCCCGACUCUGCCCUGCCCCCUGCUGUACCCCUAUUCCUUCAUGUAUUUAGUUCAGAGUCCCCACGCACUCCCAUAUGCCUCUGAGUGGAUUCCCACCGCAUUCGGACCCAUUAGCCUUGGCUGGGGCUCGGAGCCUGGGACUAGGGCUCAGAGCCUGGGACGCAGCUCGGGAUCUGGAGAUAUUAUGUUCCGAAGCUCGCGGAGUCACUUCAUCCGAUCUUCUGAACAGCUACUGCCAGGCUAUUUUAUCCUCCACAUAAGCUACAAUCUUAUUUGGACAAACCACAAUCUGGUUACUCUACCCCACUCCAUUAGCCUAGUAGCCAUUACGAACAACAUCGACCAGUGUGCUUCUAGGAAGCAAGGAUUGUAA